AUAUAAUGAAAGUCGGGGACAUUCCAAAUGAAGUUUAUAAUAGAAGGAACUAAGUUCAUAGAUUAGUUGAAAUGGAAGAAAUUAAUUUAAAGAAUGAGGAAAAUGUGCAAUAAUCUUUGAUUAAUGAAGACAAUUUAAAAAAGCCUUGUAAAGUAUCUCAGUAAGAACCUGUUGGCUUUUUGGCAAGGAUGUUCGGAAUGUCGAAAUCUAGGCCAGAAUAAAAAGAAGAAGAAUACAAACCAACUGAAUUGAAGGAUCAUUAUAGUCUAUAUGAUGAAGAUUGGUUUGAUGUUUAAAGGAACAUUAUCUAAAAGUCAUAGGAUAUAUCUACAGCUGAUGGAAAAAAUGAAAUUAUUCAUUUAAUUUGUCCAGAUGACACAAUAGAAGGACUGGAAUUAUAAUAUGGAGUGCCUGCUUGUAGAAUAAGGACGUAUAACAAUUUACAAACAAAUGAUAUAUUUUAUUUGAAGAAAUUGAGGAUUCCUAAUCCUACAAGUGAUAAUAAAAAAGAAGAAAUGUAAAUAUAUAAUAUUGAAUAUAGUAAUAUGGAGAAAUACAUGUAAGAAUUAAAAAUUGGAUUGUUUCUAGAUUAAGUUUGUUAGCCCGAAGAUAAAAAUCGUAAAGUUGCGAUGUAAUCAAUAAAAUUAUAUUAGAUUUUACUUAGAUAUGAAUAAUUGGAAUUACAUGAAGGCUACUCAGGAAUAUUUGGAUGAUUAUAAAUUCGAAUUAUAAUAACAUAAAGCCAAGAAAGCGUCUACUCGUAAAGCAUAAGACUGA
Molecule: messenger RNA, 777 nt
Organism: Paramecium octaurelia
Lineage: Eukaryota; Ciliophora; Oligohymenophorea; Peniculida; Parameciidae
Source: the annotation of a GenBank genome assembly